AAUCUCCACCGUCAGAUCCACAUCCUUGUUCGCAGAUCUCGAAACCCUAGAACCCCCUCUAACUACGUUUUUAAUAUAAAUCGCAAUUCAAACCCUCUCUCUCUUCCCCAAUCUUCUUCUUCUUCUUCUUCUUCCAUUUCCUUCUCAACUCUUCCUUCGUUUCAACUCAGCUCUUUCUUCCCAUUCUUAUUAUUCGAAGUGUGCGCGGAACGCAGAAUCUGUUGUCGUUUCUUGGUUGGAUGGAGAGAGUGGCGUCUUGGGGUGCAACGACGUCGUGUCAGAACAACGGGUACGCGAGUUGGGAGGAGGUGUACGUGUCGAGCGAUAAGGGAAGGAGAGAGGUUCAUUAUUUGCUGAAGAGAAGAGGUGGUGGUGGUUCGGAUCUCGCUGUUGUUGGAAAAGAGAAGAGCUUGAGACACAUGACUUAUCACUACGCUAUUAGGAACGCUUCUUUUGGUCCCUUUUUCAAGCUCAAAUCGCGUAGAGAGGUUAUUGAUUGGUUGGAUUCAAUAGUUUCAGAUUCGUCUGCCGGGGAUGCGGCUAUGAACGGAAAACAUGGUUCUGAACAUGAAAUUGGAACAUUGAAGAGUUUGCGCUACUCUACGAAAGAAUUUUUAUGGAUAGGAUCUCCAUGGACCUGUAGGAAAAGGAGAAAGCACUAUCAAGCGUUUAAGAGGAAUGGAUUUCAGAUAUCUGUGUAUGAUUUUGUAUUUGUUCUGGCGGAAGAGGACAAGCGUCUGGUUGCCUACUUGGAAGACCUUUAUGAGGAUUCCAGAGGCAACAAGAUGGCUGUGGUACGCUGGUUUCACAAAAUUGAUGAGGUUGGUAUUGCUUUGCCUCACAGUUUUAGUGAGAGAGAGGUUUUCUUUUCCCUUUAUCUUCAAGAUCUGAGUAUUGAAUGCAUAGAUGGAUUGGCUUCCGUCCUCAGUCCUCAGCAUUACGAAAAGUUUCAGAAUGAGGCUCGACGUACUCACUUGGAACCAUUCGUAUGCAACCACCGGUUUGAUAAUGAUGAUGUCAAACCCUUUGAUAUAACACAGAUUAAGGGUUAUUGGAAACAGGAAAUACUCAGGUAUAUGUACACCCAAUUGGACUCAAAGUCUAAUGGGAGUUCUGGGCAAUCUGAUGAUGGCCCUGAGCUGGAAGAAAAUCCCCAGUCUACCUCUGCAAUCAGACCUAAGAAGAGGCUACGCUUUACCAAAGAUGAUGUCAAAGAUGGGGUUGAUUUAGCUGAUCCUAAAUUGGAAAAUUUGAAUAACAGUAAGAUUAAUACCAAAAUCAGUACUGAGAACCAUUAUAUGAGACUGACUGGGAACACAAAGAUGACAGCCAUCGAAGGGACAAAUGAUUUUGGUUCCCAGCAUUUAUUUGUAGGUUACCUAGUUGAGGUUCUCUCCCAAGACAGUGGGAUGAGAGGAUGUUGGUUUAGAGCAUCUGUCAUUAAGAGGCACAAAGACAAAGUGAAGGUGCAAUAUCAAGACAUUCAGGAUGCAGCUGAUGAAACCAAGAAACUUGAGGAAUGGGUUUUAGCCUCCAGAAUUGCAGUGCCCGACGAACUUGGUCUUCGUGUACAUGGGAGGACCAAGAUCCGGCCAGCUCGGGAGCCUAAUAAAUGUGAAUUGUCAUGGGUGGGUGAUGUUGGUUCCAUUGUUGAUGCCUGGUGGCAUGAUGGAUGGUGGGAAGGCAUUGUUGUUCACAAAGACUCCAAAGCUAGUUAUCAUGUUUAUUUCCCAGGGGAAAAAGUGGUGUCAACUUUUGGUCCUGGUGACUUAAGAAAUUCUCAAGAUUGGGCGGGGAAUGGAUGGGUGAAUGUGAGGGAGAGGCCUGAUAUUGUGACUUCUGUUUUAUCAAGCUUGAAAACAAAACAAAAUUCAUGCAAAUCCCAUGACAGCAUAUCAACUGUAGCAACCAGUGGAGAUGGAAUACAAUCUAAGCAAGCAGAUACUUGCUUGGAUUCUGAAAGGGACAGACCAAGAAAGCCUGAAGUGGUUCUAGAUCUUUUGAAGGAUGAUUUGUUAUCCCAGUUAAGGUGGAAGACCACCAGGAAGAGGAGACUUGGAAGUGGUACCUCCUACCAGAAGCUAAGGUGCACUAACAAGCAUCGGAAAAAGUCCCCAAAGAUUCUGAAGUCAGAUGAUGCUCCUGACAGUUUUGUGAUCCCAGCAUCGUUGAAAGUUGAUCAUGAUGACUGCAAAUAUGCAGGGGAUCCUUCCAUUUUCAGUUCUUCAGUUGUGCCUUCUUUAACUAACUUGGUUAUGUGUAGGUGACUCCAUGAUUGAUUUCUCUAGAAUGUCAAGUGUCUGGGUUCUCUGCUUCUCUUGGCCCUUUGCCUAUUAGUACAUGUUAGCCCUUACAAGUUAAGUUACAUCUUAGUGCAUCCAUUCGAUGCCUUUCUUAUCCUGCGUUCUUCAUACAGGGUCUCUUCACGCCCUUGUUAACAUAGAAAUUGUAUUUUAGUUAUUUUCUUCUCACCUUUUUAGUUUGUGUGAUUUGUGGCAUCGAAGCUUCAUUCUAUUUGGGUGCUUGUAGGAGGCCCAAGGAGGCAAGGAUGAUGCCCAUGCUAAGUUUUGGCAGAAGAAAAUGUAACGUAGUUGAAUAACCAAUGAUGGCUUUGACUUAGAGAGAAUAGGUUGUCUUCUUUUCACAUAGAAUGUUACCUAUGUAAUUUAUGUAACCUUCCUCCUCCAUAAUAAUAGAAUUUUUAUUGUUCUUUUUGCUUGUUUAUCCUGUGUGGAUAUGUAUAAUAGUAGAAUUUUCAUAUAGAUAUGGACGGCACUGUUAACUGACGAUUCCUCUUACUCUUCCAAUUUUUACAUGAAUCCUCCACUAGCUUGAUAGGCUCUAUUGAUUUCUCCUCGAAAUCAAGUGAUAGGAAAGUAUCGGUGGCUCCGAUUAUCAUUAAAUAUCAUCAGUAUGUUUUAUUUAAUUGUUUU
Molecule: messenger RNA, 2933 nt
Organism: Abrus precatorius (Indian licorice)
Lineage: Eukaryota; Viridiplantae; Streptophyta; Magnoliopsida; Fabales; Fabaceae
Exons: 6
Coding region: 240-2267 (675 amino acids)
Molecular function (GO): chromatin binding
Source: RefSeq, a predicted model, not a curated record